Molecule: messenger RNA, 2095 nt
Organism: Amoebophrya sp. A25
Lineage: Eukaryota; Dinophyceae; Syndiniales; Amoebophryaceae
Source: the annotation of a GenBank genome assembly
GUCCCAUACAAAGAAACAUAGCGAUAAGACUUACCAUCCCGCUCGUUACACUAGAGAUAAAUGUAUUUUCUACGAAUAUCAUCUAUAAGUCUAAUACUUCUAAAUGCCCACACACAAGUUUUUUUGUCCAUUAUGUAAUGUAACUAUAUUUAUCAAAGCGACGUUGAUACCAUGUAGAGGGUCCUGGUAUUACAUCAACGAUGCAAUCGUGAAGGGGUGUGCUUGCUGCUGCAGAGCUUGUGUGCUGUUGCAGACUGGAGCGGUAAUAUUGACUGGACAGAAAACCGUUAGAGGCGCAAAGGAGCGAACGUUGUUGAUCUUGGCGUAAGUUGCGUCUCAGCGAUCGAUCAAUACGCCUCAAGAUGAGUCGCUGCAAGUAUUAAGCACUUGCGCUCACGCAGACCCAGACACUCACCACUAGCAGCAAAACCAAGACGAAUUCAUCUUCGAUGUGCGGAUGUGCACGCUGCAUGACAACGACCAUCAAGAAUAAUGUACCAGCAGUAAGAACCGUUCUUGAGCACCUUUAUUUGCGAUCGCAGUAGGUUGACGCUGGUACUAGAACCACAACGCCUCUCCUGCCGAACAGCAGGCGGACAAGCGACAGCACAGUUCCAGCGAACGCGAAACUAGAAGAGCCAAGUAGUUGAACGACAUUAAGCGAAACUACUCUAGAUCUACAAGAUGUCGGAUAUUGUCAGUACGGCCGUCUCAGCGCUCUUCGAUCCCGACACCGGUAUGGAGGCGCCCUUCGUUGAUGACUUCCGGCAGAGACAAGAUCCACACGUCUCGGUACCCGAUCUUCUACGGAUAUUUUCAAAUUCAUAAGGUUUUUUAUCUAUAUAAUUAGGUUGAGUGCGCUACUCUAUCCCUUAUCUACAUUCAUUUCUUUUUACUUUUCCUAGUUAGGUUGGCUCCACCCAUAUAUUAUAGGUUGAAUGAUAUUUAUAGCUGUUCUUCUUGUUCUUUCCACAAGUUAUGCUCGACUGACUCAAGUUAACAACAGGUAAUGAGCAGGACAAGAAAACAUGAUUAACGAACAAAAAGGUUGUACAUACUACAUGAUUGACUCAAACUUCGUACAGUGUGGGAAGCUUCCUACUUGGGCGGACCUAGCGAAGGAGGUCGAGCACGAGGCCCGAAAUUCACAAGUGCCAAUCGGGGUAGACGAGGUUGAGAACCCUUUUUCUGUCGAUGUACGGCCUUGCAAGAGGAUCAAACUUUACAUGGUACUAUCAAAGGAUCAAACUUUACGUAUAACAAAGCGUUGCAAGAAUUGCAAAGAAAUGUGGAAAUUCUUCUUGGUUGUGGGUCGAGCAAUCGAGUUUCCGUAAAAGCAGUGUCCUUGAAAACUAGUCAUGUUGUAAACCGAUGUAUGACUUCUAAAUACUUAACUUAACUUAGCGAACCUAACCUAACCUAACUUAGCGAAUCAGAUUCGAAUUUUGACCACAGGGUGAUAUUUGUUCCUUGGACGCGCAGGGCUUGUGCUUUGAUGUGUCUUACGCGUUCCCUCCUGCGGAAUCGCCACGUAGCUCACCGAAGCACUACGUGCCGCCACAGAACAAUUAUGGGAACCGCUGAAGCAUCCUCAGCGCCAUCUACCCUGGCUCUUUUUCUACUGGAAAAAGAAGGCACUGGAAAAAGGAUGGUCUCAGCGAUGCGAUCGGGCUAGCUCUAAAACAUUCAGUACCAGCAGAGUGGUGGGCCGUUCUUGUAUAGCAACGACGCCCUAACAGGCGAUGUGACAUCAACGGCUUGUCCAAGUAGCGCUUCUAGUUCGGCCAGUUAUGGUCACCAGGACGACUUGAGUGGUUACUGGGGGAGCACGGUUCCAAGUACCGGGUCUUACCAUGUAGGCGGAAGCAGCAGCUCGACGGCACCAGCAUCCGCGCUCAGUAGAGGUGGAAGCGGGUUUUUGGUGAACGGAGGGUCAGCGGAAGCGUUUCGUGCUCCACCUCCAUCAGGUGGGGCAGACGCGAAUGGUGGAGGACCACAGUAUUUCAAUAUCGGAGAAGACGACGCAGCUAGCACAAUUGCUUGCGAUGUGACUGCCAAUUAUUCCGAUAUUGAGAUCGGAGGAGCUGAUGCUUAA